Trypanosoma rangeli is the source of this 348-nucleotide messenger RNA. RefSeq lists its product as uncharacterized. The transcript has a single exon. NCBI's taxonomy places the organism in Eukaryota, Euglenozoa, Kinetoplastea, Trypanosomatida, Trypanosomatidae. Bases 1 to 348 code for a protein of 115 amino acids. The record is from RefSeq and is a predicted model, not a curated record.
AUGCAGCAGUCGGUAAGAGCCGUUCCCUCCUGCAGCGAACGCAGUCACCCCUUCUCGGAGGUGAGCACAAUCACUCGUGGACGUGGUGAGCAGAAUUACGCUUUACUGUCAUCGCCCUCAAAAAUUGAGGGCCGCAGCUCGCAAUUCCACAUUUCUUGCGAUUAUUGGCCUUCGGCCUCUUUCACCUCCAUCCGCACUGCCACUUCCGCCCCUUCGCCCUCAGGAAACCCUAAGAAGCGGCUCCACCUCGCGUUCAACACAGAGCCGCAGGGUCCCUCUGGCAACGGUCGUCUGCCAUUUUCCCUACUCUGCGCACUCUGUUCCCUCCACUCCCCAGCGCUCGUCUGA